Ahaetulla prasina is the source of this 4298-nucleotide messenger RNA. It is a transcript of the gene IFT70B, whose product is annotated as intraflagellar transport 70B. Gene Ontology annotation, biological process: intraciliary transport. The transcript has a single exon. Gene Ontology annotation, cellular component: intraciliary transport particle B; axonemal microtubule. Gene Ontology annotation, molecular function: protein binding; intraciliary transport particle B binding. The coding region runs from base 937 to 3201 and encodes 754 amino acids. The record is from RefSeq and is a predicted model, not a curated record. Lineage: Eukaryota; Metazoa; Chordata; Lepidosauria; Squamata; Colubridae.
UUAGCGGUAGUAUUUGAUUCAAGAUCAUUCGAGUUUUAUGAUUCAAAUUUUAAAGAAAGAAUCUGUAGUCAUCAUAACCCUAGUUUGUGCAAAUACAAACAAAAGAAAUUGUAUAAAUGAACAGAAGAUUGGGUUCUCUUUCCAUAUCCUACCCAACCUGCAAACCGAAUUGGCGUAUUUUUAAUUGAAAUCAGAAUAAAAAACAUGUCAUUUAUAAUAAAGAGGGAGUUGAAUUAUAUGGAAAAAAAAUUAUUAUUUUGAAUAUUUGAAUAUGCCAAUUCAUAUUCUUUAGAGGAAAGUUAAAUUGAAGCAUAUGUCAAUUAUAAUAAAGGGAGAGUUGAAUUAUAUGAAAAAAAAUAAUUAUACAUUUGAAUAUGCCACUGCAUAGUCUUUAGAGGAAAGAUAAUUGUUCUUACAAGACAACCUUAAAGUUGAACCACUCCUAUUCGUUUUAAAAUUCGUGAUGCACGAAUUCCUUCUGUAUCCAAUCACACUUGGCCAAUAAAAAAUUCUAUUCUGUUCUAAAAGGGGAGAGGGGGGAGAGCACGUCUUUGUUUUAGCGGGAUGUGAAGGUCAUUGAGCGGGAUAGAAGCGGCAUCCGAGGGACAAAGGAACCUUGCGACAUCAACUUCGCUAGCGCCAAAAUCCUUUGCUCCACCCAGUAAUUGAAAGCACAGGCGCUUGACUCCCGUUGCAGUCCGCUUCCCUUUGAGAUUUCGGAAAUGGCGAAUUUGGCUUCAAACCUCCGCAGAAGGAAAGGAAAAACGCAACGCGUCUAAACCUGCGAACGCCCACUUAGCCAUUCUAGGCACCCGGCCACGCCCCUGACCUGGAACGCGCGGCAACAGACGCCGGACGCCCAAGUUCCAGACGAGAACUACAUCCCCCACAAUGCUUCGCGGCAAGGGAAAACGAGAGCCGCGCGACUAACGGGCGAUGUGGUCCGCAUGGUCAAUCCUUUUGGGAUCCCCAUCUCUUUCCCAUCUCGUUCCCUCUUUACCAUCCUCUUUCCAGGGUCGUAGCGACCCAACGGGAAACCGAAUACGAAACGGCUCAUUUCCCCAGGACGAUCACCACCGUCACUUUUACAAGUGGGGGCAGUUGCGGGCCGCGGGCUCUCGGUCGCCUUCCGCUUCCGGUGGAGGGGUGUUGCCUAGGCAACGUUGUUUACAGGCCGCCGGAAGCUGGGUCAGGAUGGCCACCGGCAUGGCCUCUAUCGCCGACGGGGAGUUCACGGCGGCUAUUUACGGACUGAUCCGAGCCGGGCGGUUUGCGGAGGCGGUGGGGAUCUUGAGUAGCGAGUUGCAGAGGAGCUGCCGGUCGCGGGCCGGCCUGUCGCUGCUCGGCUACUGCUACUACCAGCUGCAGGAUUUCCCGGCGGCGGCCGAAUGCUACGAGCAGCUGGGGCUCCUGCAUCCCGAACUCCACGAGUACCGGCUGUAUCACGCGCAGGCGCUCUACAAGGCCGGGCUUUAUGGCGAGGCCCUGCGCGCCGCCGCCCCGCUGCUCGACGUGGCGCCCUUCCAGAGCCGAGCCCUGCGCCUCCAGGCGGCGGCCCACUAUGCCCAGGGCGACCUCUCCAGCGCCAAGGCCCUGGUGGAGCUGCAGCUGGCAGCCGCCACCGAAGGCAGCCCCGGCGGCCCCGAGGACCCUUCCGAGCUGCCCGAUGCGGAGGUGAACAUGGGCUGCCUGCUCUACCGCGAAGGGCAGCACGAGGAAGCCUGUGGCAAGUUCGCCUCUGCCAUGCAAGUGCUGGGCUACUGCCCGGAGCUGUCCUACAACAUGGCCCUGUGCUGUUACGCUGCCAAGCAAUACGCCCCUGCUCUGAAGCAUAUUGCCGACAUCAUUGAACGGGGCAUGCAGCAGCACCCGGAGCUGAGUGUGGGGACCAAUACGGAAGGCCUCGACGUCCGCAGCGUGGGCAAUACGUUGCUCUUGCAUCGGACAGCCCUGGUGGAGGCCUUCAAUCUCAAAGCUGCCAUUGAGUACCAGCUGUGCAACCUGCAGGCAGCUCAGGAGGCCCUAACAGAUAUGCCCCCUCGGUCUGAGGAGGAACUGGACCCCGUCACUUUGCACAACCAGGCUCUGAUGAAUAUGGACAGAAGAGCCACAGAAGGCUUUGAGAAACUUCAGUUCCUUCUGCAGCAGAACCCUUGCCCCCCAGAGACAUUUGGGAAUUUGCUGCUUCUGUACUGCAAGUAUCAGUACUAUGAUCUGGCUGCGGAUGUGCUGGCUGAGAAUGCUCACUUGACGUACAAACUUCUCACUCCUUAUUUGUACAACUACUUGGAUGCUAUGAUCACCUGCCAAACAGCCCCCGAUGAGGCAUUUCAUAAGCUUGAUGAACUGGCAGGGGCUCUAACGGAGCAGCUCAGGAAAUUGACCAAGGAGGUGCAGGAGUCUAGGAAAAAUCGAGAUGACGACGCUCUGAGGAAAGCUGUGAAUGAGUAUGAUGAGACCCUGGAGAAAUAUGUUCCUGUCUUUAUGGCCCAGGCCAAGAUUUAUUGGGACAUGGAGAACUAUCCCAUGCUGGAAAAAAUGUUCCAUAAGUCAGUAGACUUCUGCAAGGAUCAUGAAGUGUGGAAACUGAAUGUGGCUCAUGUACUGUUCAUGCAAGAGAACAAAUACAAAGAGGCAAUUGGUUUUUAUGAGCCCAUUGUAAAAAAACACUAUGACAACAUCCUUCAAGUUAGUGCCAUUGUUUUGGCUAACCUAUGUGUUUCUUAUAUUAUGACUAGUCAAAAUGAAGAAGCAGAGGAGCUGAUGAGAAAAAUAGAAAAAGAAGAAGAACAGCUUUCUUACCAUGAACCUGAGAAAAAGAUCUACCAUCUCUGUAUUGUCAAUCUAGUUAUUGGGACUCUUUACUGUGCCAAAGGAAAUUUUGAUUUUGGCAUUUCUAGAGUGAUUAAGAGUUUAGAACCAUAUAACAAAAAGCUGGGUACAGAUACUUGGUAUUAUGCCAAAAGAUGUUUCUUGUCACUUCUAGAAAAUAUGUGUAAGCAUGUGAUCAUGGUGCGAGACAGUGUCAUUCAAGAAUGCAUCCAGUUUCUUGAGCACUGUGAAGUGUAUGGCCGAAAUAUCCCAGCAGUAAUAGAACAGCCACUUGAGGAAGAGAAGAUGCACAGUGGGAAGAACACGGUUACUUAUGAAGCUAGGCAGCUGAGGGCACUGAUGUAUGAAGUUAUUGGGUGGAAUAAGUAGCUGCCAUAGCAUUUAUAUUCAAAAUGGCCCAGGUCAAAAGAUCACUGAAAAGUGGUGAUGUAAUACAGUUCUGUUGUAAAAGUUCCACAGGAAUUUGAAUUAACUUGGAAUUAUCAGGCAGCACUUUUCAUCCUUUAAAAAUAUUUUUAUUAAAUGAGCUUCCUUGUCAAAUGUAUGAUAGAUAUAUUUGACAAAAGUAGAAACAUUUUUAAAAUUGUAGUGUGCUGUCCAAUAAGCACUAUAAAAUGAAUAUGAGGUGGUGGAUAAUAUAUCUUAUAUAUACUAUAUUUUUCAAGAAGUUAUUUAACCACAAUAUUUCAUUUUAUUCAGGUUUGUAAGUAGCUCUUUAAAAAAACCAAAAGUACCUUUCAAACAAGUAUUCUUUGGAAGUUGAAAUUGUCAACCUAAGUCAAAUUUGCUAAAUUUGGUAAGGGCAGAAAAUUAUCUUUGAAAGAUGUCAAGCUUUUGAACAUUUUAACUUUUAUUGUAUGUAUGUUAAUGCUUUCAUGGUAAUGGGAGCUUUGAAUAAGUGGUCUUUCAGGUCCUAGUUUAAAGCAAUAACAAGUUUUUUUUCAAGUAACAUGAUUUAAAUUUUACCAGUACAAACAUGGAAACAAAUGCAAUAUGUAUUUUCCCAAAAUACUCUGUAAUGUUCAGUGGAACUUGAUUGUGUGUGCAGGGAAAGUAAAAACAGAUGCAGGAGGUACUAAGUAACUGCAUUUAUCUACAAAACAUUUUCCUUCCAAAUUUACCAACACUAUAUUUCCCACUAGAUGCAUCAUAUAGUCCAGCAGGGCUCAUUUCAAGGCAAAGUACCAUUAGUUGUUAUUCCUUUCUUUAGAGGUAGAAAUAUUUGCUACAUAUUCCAGUUAUGGAGUUUACUAUAGCCCUAGAGACCAUGUCAAGCCUACAUAAUUUCUCAUAGGGUUCAGCCUGUGUCUUCUGUUUUAAGAUUACAGGUAUGAUUAAAGUCCAAUCGUAUAAUGUCAGCAUAAAACACCUAAUCUCCUUUUCUGUCUUCCUUUGCCAGACGAAAAGUUCUAAAGAACUCAAAACAACUAUGCACCAUUUUGCCAGUCUGAAUAAAAGUUAUUGGU